Striga asiatica is the source of this 4351-nucleotide messenger RNA. Lineage: Eukaryota; Viridiplantae; Streptophyta; Magnoliopsida; Lamiales; Orobanchaceae. The record is from the annotation of a GenBank genome assembly.
CCGGGCCCCAGCUUAUGCCUCUCAUCACACGCGUCACGAAAUUGCAUGCGAAAGUACCAUUUUGGACAUGGUCCCCGUCUCCACGACAAUUGGCUUAUUCUCAUUCGAGUGAAGAAAUUUGUCAGCAUAAACUCAAUCACAGAAAAUCGUUGGUUAAUUUUAGCGAAAAACUCCUGAAUCAAACUGAUUUGGGCACCCGAUAAUCCGUUUUCCCAAAUGGAUUAUUCGUAGACUUGAGAAAUCUAGAUUGAGAACUGUAGAUAUAUGUCCGUAUCGAUUCAGUUUUUUUGAUUGGUACUCCCAAAAGGCACGCAUUGAAAAGCCUAAAGGGGUCCCGUGAAUUGGAGUGCGGUGGAGCUUUCGAUCAAUUUGAUACUUUUUUCGGGAGGAUUUUGGAGUGGCGGCGUGGAGAAUGCAGUUUUUGUUUUGGAAAUAUUUUGAUUGCAGAAGUUUGAGUUAUUGGUUUUGCUCGAUUUUGAUUUUUGUUUGGUUGGGUGAUUGAGAUUUGGGAUGAGUGAUUGCGUGGUGAGAAGGUGAAGUUGCUGUUAGGGGUUUGGGAAAAUGAGCAGUGGCGAGAGGCAGACUGUGAGUUUUCGAGACCUCGUGGAGGAAGCUAAGAAGCGAGUUGUUCUUCUGGUGGUGUGUGUCGUUGGAUUGUCCUAUCUCAUGUCAUUGACAAGUGCAUCAGUUCUGGUCAACCUACCUCCUGCUCUGCUCUUAAUAAUGAUACUUCGCUAUAUGUCUCUGGAUUUCGACACGCGGAGAAAAGCUGCAACGUACAAAGGCAAGCAAACACCCACAAAGAGUUCCCGAACAAAACCUGUUGUCGGCCUUAAAUUAGUGCCUGAAAGGUCUGAUUGGAAGCUUAAGGUAAGUUCCCCUGUUGUGGAGGAAGCAAUCGACCAAUUCACGAGACACAUUGUCUCAGAGUGGGUGACAGAUCUGUGGUACUCACGUGUAACUCCUGAUAGACAAGGUCCUGAAGAGAUUGUAUUGGUCAUGAAUGGUGUAAUUGGAGAAAUCUCAAGUCGCAUGAGAAACAUUAAUCUGAUUGAUCUCUUAACGAGGGAUAUUAUCAAUAUUGUAUCUCGACGACUGGAGCUCUUUCGUGCAAGUAAAAUAAAGAUUGAGAAACGUCAAACCAGAUCUUUGACCUUCGAAGAGAGAGACGCUGCAUUAAAAUCUGUUUUGGCUGCUGAGAACAAUUUGCAUCCCCUGUUAUUUUCCACUGAAUCCGAGCAUAAGGUUCUGCAGAAUGUUAUGGAUGGCCUCAUUUCACUGACAUUUAAACCAGAGGAUCUGCAGUGCUCUGUAUUCCGGUAUAUUAUUAGAGAACUCCUUGCUUGUGUUGUAAUCAGACCGGUUCUGAAUCUCGCUAAUCAAAGGUUUAUUAAUGAGAGAAUAGAAUCUCUAGCUAUUUCUGUUAGAAAAACUGAUAACGGGUCCAAGGCAACCACCACAGACCCACCACCGAAAAUUCAAUCCGACCAUGCUUCUCAGACACCAGAUCCUUCUAGCAAGGGUCUUGAGUUGGUGCAACUGAAGAAGGAUCAGAAUAUACAAGCCACCAAGAAUAUUGCACCACAUGAUAUGAAUGGAACGCCUCUUUCCAAGGACCCUUUGCUUUCCAUGGAUACACAGUCCACCCGUUCUUGGCAUUCCUUACCUGAUGUUCAUACUGGUGAGGGAACAGAUAAAGGAACAGAUAUCCAACGGCAUCCCUCUGGAGGAGAAUGGGGUAGUGUGCUGGACGAGUUUUCCCGGAGAAAGACUGAGGCAUUGGCUCCAGAACAUUUUGACAAUAUGUGGACCAAAGGAAGAGACUAUAAGAGGAAGGAGGACACAAAUCAGUUGGCUGAUCCUCAUCAACAAAAUUCUUUUGUUAAUUCCGCUCAACGGUCAAAAGUUCUUCAUGAGAAGAAGAAGGAGAGAGAUGCAAUAGGUAGUAAUAAAGGACGAUGGCAGACCAAUACUGGCGUGCCCGGAAAUAUAUCUAUUGAAAGUGGGACAUCGGUUUCCUUACUCAACAAUGAUGAAAUCGUGUCUUCUGAUGAAGUUGAUUCCUGGAGCAGUAGUUAUACGGAAGACGAUGAUGGCACUGGCGUUAUGGGUCUUGAUUCACCAGGUGUUAAAGUCUGGGACGGUAAAAACAAAAGAAAUUUUAGCCGAAUUCAUCAUCCACUUGAAGCGGUCGACAAACACAAGAGCAGAAAGGCCAACAAAGGUCAGCUCCGUUCUAAAGAAAUGCGUAGAACCAAGUCUGCUAAGAAAAGAUCUAGAUCCAGCAGUCAUAAUGGGCAUAUUUGGGAAGAGGUUCAAAGAACUAGUUUUUUACUAGGAGAUGGGUUGGAUGCAUUGAAUUCCUCCAAAACGACCAGCAAACCUGGAGGCUCGAGUGAGGACUCCGACUCGGACCUGUUGGGCCGAAUUUGUAGUGGGGCCACAACUUCAUCAUCUUUGUCGUUGGCCUCUUUACCUGAAAGUCAAAGUCUUGCUGCUAGUUCAGCAAAACACUCGAUCAUUUAUGAUUCAUAUUUCAAAUUAAGAUGCGAGGUAUCGGGUGCCAAUAUUGUGAAGAGUGGAUCCAAGACAUUUGCUGUAUAUUGCAUAUCUGUUACAGAUGUUAAUGGUCACAGUUGGUCUAUCAAAAGAAGAUAUCAACACUUUGAGGAGUUACAUAGGCGUCUUAAAGAAUUCCCUGAAUAUAAGCUUCAUUUGCCACCAAAGCAUUUCCUGUCAACUGGUCUAGAUGUAUUCGUAAUUCAAGAGCGAUGUAGAUCACUUGACCACUAUUUGAAGAAACUUAUGCAGCUUCCUACUGUUUCUUGCUCCAUUGAAGUUUGGGAUUUCCUUAGUGUUGAUUCUCAGAUGUAUAUAUUUUCAGAUUCACUAUCAAUAAUCGAUACCCUUGCAGUUGGGCAAAAUGAAACACCAUGUGAAAAGAGCAAGGAGUACCGGGAGCAUGUAGGGGAAAUAUAUGAUCCAUUAUGCUCUAAGAAAGAAACUUUCAAUAAUGGAAACCAAGAUUUUGCAUCAAGAACGAAGAGUGACCAUGCUUCUGACAACGCAGGAUUGAAAGCAAAAGUGCAAGUUCUUUCUUCAUCGAAACAGCCUGAAAAAGAAUUUAAGAAAUCUUACGAGAACCCUACUACUGGCUCGGAGAACCCAGAGCAAAAGAACAUACCACCAUUCAGAAAUUCAGAAAGAACAGUAAAUAGAGACAGAAGACAGUCGGAUCCUGUUGCAACUGAUAAUGACCCUGAUCCACUUCCCAGUGAGUGGGUGCCGCCGAAUUUGAGCGUUCCUAUAUUGGAUUUGGUUGAUGUCAUUUUACAGCUAAAAGAUGGUGGAUGGAUCAGGCGAAAAGCUUUCUGGGUGGCCAAACAAGUCUUACAAUUGGGAAUGGGUGAUGCUUUUGAUGAUUGGUUGAUUGAGAAAAUCCAGCAUCUACGUAGGGGAUCAGUAGUUGCUGCUGGCAUCAAGAGAGUCGAGCAGAUAUUAUGGCCCGAUGGAAUAUUCAUCACAAAGCACCCAAGAAGACAACAGCCCCCACCUGAUAGCCCAUCUCACAAAUCUACUGAGGACCAACCUUCGACUCCAUAUUCUCCUUCACCUAAUCCUGAAGAUGUUCUGAAGCUGGAGGAGAUGCAAAAGAAGGAAGCUGAAAGGCGAGCCAAAUUUGUAUAUGAACUGAUGAUUGAUAAGGCACCAGCUGCUAUUGUAGGCCUCGUUGGACGUAAGGAAUAUGAACAAUGUGCCAUGGAUCUCUACUAUUUCAUUCAGUCAUCUGUUUUCAUGAAGCAACUAGCCUUCGAUCUUGUUGAGUUGUUGCUGUUGUCAGCAUUUCCGGAGCUUGACACCGUAUUUAGAGAGUUUGAACAGGACAAAGAGAAGUUUGGCAAACUCGAACUCAUUUAGGAUUUAGCAUACAGAAUUACAGAUUUUCUUGCUGAAAAUGCCGAGCAAUCGGCUGCCAAGUAAGCAUGUACAGUUGUUUCCUUCAAGAAAAUUCACACAAGCAAUUUUUGUGUUGUUCUGGGGCAGGAGUCUCCAAAUGGUUUGUGCUUGUUUGUAGUGGUUGAAAAAAAAAAUCAUUUUUUUUUUUUCAUUCACAUUAGUGUUCUUCUCUUUCUUUGUUGAAACAUUUGUUCCCAUUUUUUAUUUUACGAUGAACCCACAUGUUGUGCAUUCCAACAUUUGUAGUUGGGAAAAGGGAAAGAAACAAAGAUGAAGGAAAAUCUUCUAAAUUGAAAAAUGCUUAACAUACAAUACAUAUCACAUUAUCUUAGAUCUGUCAUUUCAAAAUUUUCUUUACCGUCAAAAGUUCAACAAUGGAAAUUGCAGAUUCUUG